Phaedon cochleariae (mustard beetle) is the source of this 207-nucleotide messenger RNA. NCBI's taxonomy places the organism in Eukaryota, Metazoa, Arthropoda, Insecta, Coleoptera, Chrysomelidae. The record is from the annotation of a GenBank genome assembly.
AUGUCUUCGAUUUCGGCCCAAGGGGUUGUAGAGCGGGCCUCCGCGGAGCUGUCGAAGCGCAUAAAUGGGCUAGGUUUGCGGGGCAGCAAGCACCACAACAACGCCAAGGCCAGCGUCAUGGAGAGGGUCACCAACGUCUUCUGUGGCUCCAGCAACAAUGCUCCCGCCGUAGGCAAGUACAAAGUUGUUCAUAGAAUAUUAGUAUAA